AUAAACAGUGAGCAGGGGGACUGGCACAAAACACUUCCGAUACUGAAUAAACGGAAGUGAUUCGUAUAUAUAUAUAAUGCCAGCUCGUUUCGCCUCGGCCUACGAUCAACCAUCGGAGACUAACGCAGCGACGAACAAGGAAGGACAACAUGAGGCUUUUAAUAGCUACCGCUCUCGUUUGCUACGUCAGCUUCACGCAAGCAUUCAUCCCCAAGCCCCACGUGACCUGCUCUCGGAAGUGGGUCAAGGUAGGCUGUUUCCAUGACUCCCUCAGUCCCAGGCCCUUCCCGUACGAGCUCCUCAACGACCGUGACGUGUACAGCAAAAAUAACGAUGGCCAUCUACUCGACUGGCACAAAUGGGAACAGUCAAUGCACAGCCUUGCCUGUCGAUGCGCCGAGAAGGCCCGCGCCCGCGGAUACCGGAUGUUUGGUCUGCAGUUUUACGGUGAAUGCUGGUCUGGGCCGAGUGCCGCGCUUAGAUACAGCAAGGACGGGCCUUCAGACCACUGCUUCCAGCAGUUAACCGCCCCCUACGGAUGCGUGAAGAGCGAUCCAUUAAGCGAAUGCGUCGGAGGCAAAGAAACUAACUAUGUCUACAUGCUGACCGACAACACUCCCGAGCCUCAGAGUCCCGACAUCGAUGGUGGAUACACCAAGUGGUCGGACUGGUCAGUGUGCAGCAAGACAUGCGGCCUCGGAGAAAAGAGUCGCGAGCGAACAUGCACAAACCCCACCCCCAAGGGAAACGGUCGCCCCUGCAACCCACGCUUGGGCGAACCCAUUGAGUCUGCGCAAUGUCACUUGGCCAACUGUCCAUCAAAAUGCACGCGCGCACUGGAUGUCGGUAUCGUCGUGGAUUCCUCGGCUUCCGUUCGUCGUGAAAACUUCGCCAAGGUCAAGACCUUCCUUGCUGACCUUGUUAGCAAGCUCGAGAUUGGAGCCGCCAAGACUCACGUGGGAUUGGUGCGCUAUAGUCACGUGGCUAACAAACUCUGGGAUUUCAACGGUGCAGAGAACAAAGACCUGAAUGCUCUGUUAGACUCUAUCUACAAGAUCGAGUUCAAGCCCGGCGGAACACGAACUGAUGUCGCCCUUGAAGUGGCCAACAGUGAACUUUUCAGCCAGGAGGGUGGAGUGAGGAGCAGCGUCCCGCAUGUACUGCUGGUAAUCACUGACGGCAAGACCAGUCAAAAUAGCAAGCCAUACAGCCAAGUCCUAAAACCCCUUCAGGACAAAGGCAUCAAGAUUGUUGCAGUUGGUGUCGGAUACUCCAUCGGCGAAGACGAACUCAAGAUCAUCGCUCUUCAACACGACGACAAUGUCUUCAAAAUUGACUCAUUCGAUGACCUCGUAAAGCGGCUAAACUCUAUCAUGCAAGCCUUCUGUAUGGCCAGAUUCUAAGCAGAUGUUUGAUAUGUGGUUUAACAUACUAUUUUUGUGCUACUGAUGUUAAUUUAGAAUGCGGGUAACACCAGGUGUCCGUUAUAAGUUAGGACCUUGUGUCCGGUGUCCGGUAGGCUUAGGCCUUGUGUCUGAUAGAUUGGGCUUUAAGGAUGGUAUCAGAAUUGUAGUAAUUUUAGUUAAAAAGAUGAUUAAACGAUUCUCCGCAA
Messenger RNA from Nematostella vectensis (starlet sea anemone), 1612 nucleotides. RefSeq names its product cartilage matrix protein. Lineage: Eukaryota; Metazoa; Cnidaria; Anthozoa; Actiniaria; Edwardsiidae. The coding region runs from base 150 to 1403 and encodes 417 amino acids. The record is from RefSeq and is a predicted model, not a curated record. The transcript is spliced from 8 exons.